CAGUCUCAGGAUCUCUAGCUGCUCACAGUGACCCCAGAAAUGUUGAAAGUCUCUUUUCCAACCCUGAGUGCUUGAAGAAUGAGUUGGAGCUCUUCAGUUCUCGGUCUCAAGGUUGUUUAUUGUUUCUUAUCUAUAAAAGAUUCUUUCUCCUGCCCUGCCAAGGUCUGUCUGGCAGGACAGUUCCAGGCACUCUCCCUGCCCCCGGCUGGUGUUAUGUCUUUAUACUAAAAACUACAGGUACAAUGUUUACAAUUCCUUCUCAAUACGUAUCACCUAUGUUGGACAGUGAGCUUCUACUCUAAACCAAUCCAAAAGUGCCAACAUCACCCAGAAGAUGGAGGCCAAGAAGAAGAAGGAGAAAGGCUGGACACACCCAGUUCCCUCCAUCUUGCCCCCCUGAACCCCCAUUCUAAAAACCCCAAAAUCUGCUUUUUCACCCCGUGAUAACUUCACUAUUAUUCUACUUAAACUGUUGUGGCUUGCUGAUCUUCAUCUAAGGUUGGUAAAUUUUUUCAUGGGUCAUAAUCAAGCCCACAGAUGUUUUGGGCUCUGUGCCUGCCCCUCUGGAGUUUAACCCUGCCUCUCUGGAGCCCAGGCAGGGAUGUAAAUACCAAAAACCCUGUUUUCUGUGGGCACCUCAGCCAGCAGAUGGCAAUUAGGAAAUGGGGUGUCCCAGGGAUGCUGCAGCUUCCCAAAAUGGGAUGCUGGGGGACAGGACCACAAUCCUGGGCUCUUCCCUGGUGCCCAGGGCAUGGUGCCACCCUGCUGUCCCUCUGGAGGGCACCAGCAGACCCUGCCUGUGCCAGGGGCAGCAGGGACCUCGUGGCACCUUUGCCAGCAGCAAAGGGCACUGCAGGCUUCUCUCCCCGCGCAGGAAAUAAAAGAUGUUUAUUCAUCUUUCCAUCCUCCCCCGGCCUCCGUACGUGCUACAACUGCUCCGUGAAAAGGCAGGGCGGGCUGCAGCCGAGGCUGAGCAGGCCCACGAUGCUGCUUUGCUAUUUAUAAAGGCAGGGUGGUGAUGCUGGAGGCGUGCAGGAGCGGGGGCCGAGGGGAUCCUCUCUCUACAACUGCUCCAUAGAAAGGCAGGGCGGGCUGAGCAGGCCCACGAUGCUGCUCUGCUAUUUUAACAAGGCAGGGCGGGCUGCAGCCGAGGCUGAGCAGGCCCACGAUGCUGCUCUGCUAUUUCGGGCUCUCAGGGUGGUGAUGCUGGAGGCGUGCAGGAGCGGGGGCCGGGGGGAUCCUCUCGCCGCAGGGAUGCGGGGGCAGCCGGCAGCCUCGGGACGGGUUCAAGCUGCUUGUGCUGCUGCCUCCCCCUCCUUCCUCCUGCUGCUCAGCCAUCCCCGCUCGCCCCCCCAGCGCCGGCACAAAGGCCUUGUGCGUGCAAACAGCAGCAGGGGGAGGAAAUCUCUGCGUGAAUAAAUGUUCCUUGAGCGGGCAGGGUUUGUUUUCCUAGAAGCACUGAAUGGUUCGGGUUGGAAGGGAGUGUGAAAAAUCAUCUGGUUCCAUAGGCAGGGAUGCCUUUCACUAUCCCAGGGGGCUCUGAGCUCCAUCUAGCCACAGCUUCUCUGGGAAAUCCAUUCAGGGCCUCCCCACCCUCACAGGGGAGAAUUCCUUCCCCAUAUUGAGCCUGAAUUUCCCCUCUUUGUUUGAAGCAGAUGACAUUUCCCUGUCAGGGCCUGGUCAGAGCUGGCAGGGUCGCUGUCAGCACAGGGUGCUUGAGCUGCGGUGGCUCCCACAGGGAUCACCCAGGGCUAAAGCCUGCAUUGAAGCCUUAAGUCUGAGCUUUCAUAUUUUCCACAUUCUGUGCUGCAUUGGUUUGUAACUCUGAGCUUCAUAUGACGUGUCAGCAGUUCUCCUCACAGCUCAGGCACACAGAGCAAUCCUUUUCCAGCCCCAGAACCAAGCUGCAGCUCCAGGCCCAAAAAGUGCCAACAGCAGGGAAUUGAGGAGAGCAAACUGGGAGGGUGGCACUGCAGAACAUGGAGCUGGGAUUGGACAAUGAACCCCAAUAUGGACAUGGACCAAAGCUUAUAAAAGUCUGAAAACUCGUGACUCACUGUCCAUCUUGGGUCCACCUUAGGUUCAUCUUGCGUCCAUCUUGGAUCCACCUUGGAUCCAUUUUGGGUCUAUCUUGUGUCCAUCUUGGGUGCGUUUUGGAUCCACCUUGUGCCCACCUUGUGCCCACCUUGGUUCCAUUUUGGGUCCACCCUGGCUGUGGCUCUUUCCCUGCCCAAGGUGCCUCCUUUGAAGCCCAUUUACCAAAUCCCCCCCGUUUCCCCUGUACCCCCGUGCACCCCGCAGCCCCCUCCCGCCGUUAACCCUUUGUUUGCCCCUUUGGCAGAGGCGGCGGGAGGGCGCUGCCCCCGCCGGUGCCCGCCACGGCCAUGGAGGGGGCAGUGCAGCUGCUGAACCGCGACGGGCACAGCAUCUCCCACAACUCCAAACGCCACUACCACGACGCCUUCGUGUGCAUGAACCGCAUGCGGCAGCGGGGGCUGCUCUGCGACAUCGUCCUGCACGUGGCCACCAAGGAGAUCAAGGCCCACAAGGUGGUGCUGGCGUCGUGCAGCCCCUACUUCCACGCCAUGUUCACAAAUGAGAUGAGUGAGAGCCGCCAGACCCAUGUGACGCUGCACGACAUCGACCCGCAGGCGCUGGAGCAGCUGGUGCAGUACGCCUACACGGCUGAGAUCGUGGUGGGAGAGGGCAAUGUGCAGACCCUUCUCCCUGCUGCCAGCCUGCUUCAGCUCAAUGGUGUGAGGGAUGCUUGCUGCAAGUUCCUGCUCAGCCAGCUGGAUCCCUCCAACUGCCUGGGCAUCCGGGGCUUUGCUGACACCCACUCCUGCAGCGACCUGCUCAAGUCUGCCCACAAGUACGUGCUCCAGCACUUCGUGGAGGUGUCCAAGACUGAGGAGUUCAUGCUGCUGCCCCUCAAACAGGUGCUGGACCUCAUCUCCAGCGACAGCCUCAAUGUGCCCUCGGAGGAGGAGGUGUACAGGGCUGUGCUCAGCUGGGUCAAACACGACGUGGACAGCAGGAGACAGCACGUGCCCAGGCUGAUGAAGUGCGUGCGGCUGCCGCUGCUGAGCCGGGAUUUCCUGAUGAGCCACGUGGACACGGAGCUGCUGGUGCGGCACCACUCCGAGUGCAAGGACCUGCUGAUCGAGGCGCUCAAGUACCACCUGAUGCCCGAGCAGAGAGGGGUGCUGGGCAACAGCCGCACGCGGCCGCGCCGCUGCGAGGGCGCCAGCACCGUGCUCUUCGCCGUGGGUGGAGGGAGCCUGUUUGCCAUCCACGGGGACUGCGAGGCCUACGACACGCGCACGGACCGCUGGCACAUGGUGGCCUCCAUGUCCACGCGCCGCGCCCGCGUCGGCGUCGCCGCCAUCGGGAACAAGCUCUACGCCGUGGGAGGCUACGACGGCACCUCUGACCUGGCCACCGUGGAGUCCUACGACCCUGUCACCAACUGCUGGCAGCCCGAGGUGUCCAUGGGCACCAGGAGGAGCUGCCUGGGGGUGGCAGCCCUGCACGGGCUCCUCUACGCUGCCGGGGGCUACGAUGGGGCCUCGUGCCUCAACAGUGCCGAGAGGUACGACCCGCUGACGGGCACGUGGACGUCCAUCGCUGCCAUGAGCACCCGCAGGCGCUACGUGCGCGUGGCCACGCUGGAAGGCAACCUCUAUGCAGUGGGGGGCUACGACAGCUCGUCACACCUGGCCACGGUGGAGAAGUACGAGCCCCAGAUGAACACCUGGAGCCCCAUUGCCAACAUGCUGAGCCGCAGGAGCAGUGCUGGCGUGGCCGUGCUCGAGGGGAUGCUCUACGUGGCCGGGGGCAAUGAUGGCACCAGCUGCCUUAACUCCGUGGAGCGCUACAACCCCAAAUCCAACACCUGGGAGAGCGUGGCCCCCAUGAACAUCCGCAGGAGCACCCACGACCUGGUGGCCAUGGACGGCUGGCUCUACGCCGUGGGCGGCAACGACGGCAGCUCCAGCCUCAACUCCAUCGAGAAGUACAACCCGCGCACCAACAAGUGGGUGGCGGCCUCGUGCAUGUUCACGCGCCGCAGCAGCGUGGGGGUGGCCGUGCUCGAGCUGCUCAACUUCCCCCCGCCCUCCUCGCCCACGCUCUCCGUGUCCUCCACGAGCCUUUGACAGCGGGCCCGGCCGUGCCCCGGGGCCUGGGGACAGCGCCUGAGCCAGCCCGGCCCUGGGGGGGCCCUGGGGACACCCAAGGGGGCACCAGCUGUGCUCCCAGGAGGGCACAGGGG
Molecule: messenger RNA, 4273 nt
Organism: Melospiza melodia melodia
Lineage: Eukaryota; Metazoa; Chordata; Aves; Passeriformes; Passerellidae
Gene: KLHL17
Product: kelch like family member 17
Exons: 11
Coding region: 2385-4157 (590 amino acids)
Molecular function (GO): protein binding
Source: RefSeq, a predicted model, not a curated record